CUUCCUUCAAUUUUUUCUUCCUCGCCUCACAUCCUUCAGUCUCACUCUCAGUCUCUCAGCUUCCCUGCUUUCUCUCUCUCACACACACCUCAGCUGAUUCCCAGCUCCCUCCACUAUCUCAAAGAAGCCACACCAGAAGAAAACUACAAGGGGGCCGGCACAAGAGAAGGGAAAGCAGCAAAGGAAACAAGAGGCAAACCCUAGCACCGCAAGACUCGUCACUUUCUCCAGAGCGAGCCACCACAUAGCUAGCAUCUCUGCAUCAGCACCCACCAUGAUCUUCCCCCCUGCCUUCCUGGAUUCCUCGAGCUGGAACGAUAACCAGCAGCAGCAACCUCACCACCAGGUUGCGGCCAGCGGCGGCGGCGAUGGCAGUCAUGAGCUUCUCCAGCCAUCAAUCAUGGAGGGAGCGCUUUCCGAAGGCGGCGGCAGCGGCGGGCUGGUGGGGCCGGCGAAGCCGAUGUCGAUGUCUGAGCGGGCGCGGCUCGCGAGGAUCCCGCUGCCGGAGCCGGGGCUCAAGUGCCCCCGCUGCGAGUCCACCAACACCAAGUUCUGCUACUUCAACAACUACUCGCUGUCGCAGCCGCGCCACUUCUGCCGCGCCUGCCGCCGCUACUGGACGCGCGGCGGCGCGCUCCGCAACGUCCCGGUGGGCGGCGGCUACCGCCGCCACGCCAAGCGCGCCAAGCCCAAGGCUGCGGCCACGGCGACAACCUCAGGCGCAACAGCGAUGGUCACCGCUGCAUCGGCGCCAUCUGGGUCGACGUCGUCCACUUGCACCACGUCUAACACGCCUUCCCUCCCGGCUAUGCUAGGCAGCAACUUGUCCAUGCUGCCACCGCUGCUCCGCCUCGCCGACUUCGACGCUAUGAACCUUGGCUCGAGCUUCUCCGGGAUGGGGAAGCCGUCCCUUGAUGCCAUGGGCGCCUACUCGGUCGGCGGUGGUCCCGCCGGGCUGGAUCACUGGAGAAUGCAGCAGAUGCAAAGCUUCCCGUUCUUGCAUGCAAUGGACCAAGGGGCGCUGGCUCCAGCUCCGGCCGUGGCAAUGCCGGGGAUGUUCCAACUAGGUCUAGACACUGAUGGCCGUGGCGGAGGUGGCGGCGAAGACGGAUCAGGAGAGCUUCAUGGGAUGCCCGCAAAGAGGGACGGCCACCAAAGAGGCAUCUAUGGUGAUCACCUCGCUUCUGGUUACACUUACUAUUCCAACAACACAACAGGUAAUCAUCUCUUGUAAUGAGCUUAACGGCCAGCUACAAUCCUAUAAUUAGCUAGAUAGAGUGUGUGAGAUGGUAUUGUGAUAUAGAAAAUGCUAGCAUUUGCAAUGUUUCAAGAACUGGAGAGGAUCGGAGGGGCUCUGGAUGAACGAGCCGGCGUAUGUUUGAUCAUGCACAAUUAUUACCCAAAGCUAGUUAAUUAGCUUGCACGAUCAAUUGUUGUUUUCCUUCUACAUUUAGGUUUAUUAUCGAGCAUUUGGGAUGAAGUAAUGUGUACCACUGUUCUUCGUUUUGUU
Messenger RNA from Phragmites australis (common reed), 1510 nucleotides. RefSeq names its product dof zinc finger protein DOF3.6-like. The coding region runs from base 275 to 1234 and encodes 319 amino acids. NCBI's taxonomy places the organism in Eukaryota, Viridiplantae, Streptophyta, Magnoliopsida, Poales, Poaceae. The record is from RefSeq and is a predicted model, not a curated record. Gene Ontology annotation, molecular function: DNA binding; DNA-binding transcription factor activity. The transcript is spliced from 2 exons. Gene Ontology annotation, biological process: regulation of DNA-templated transcription.